Molecule: messenger RNA, 2068 nt
Organism: Lacerta agilis (Sand lizard)
Lineage: Eukaryota; Metazoa; Chordata; Lepidosauria; Squamata; Lacertidae
Gene: TESPA1
Product: thymocyte expressed, positive selection associated 1
Exons: 9
Coding region: 171-1619 (482 amino acids)
Molecular function (GO): signaling receptor binding
Source: RefSeq, a predicted model, not a curated record
CGCCGUUUGAGGUUUUCAUGAGAAAAAACAAAACAAAAGAGAUGAGCACGAAAGUUUCCUCUUGAAAACAGAUCAGCUUCCUCCAGUCUCUGCUGACGCAGAUUGGGUGAGGUGGGGAGAGGGGCAGCAAUGGGCAAGGGCCCCCAAUAGUCCUACUCUGGGCAGCUGAGAUGCAGAGUGCGAUGCCAGAUUCACCAGGGGCUCACCUUAGGACCCAGCGUGCUCUUCCCAGGGCCGGGGUCUUGCCAGUCAUGGACAACAACUUGACCUCCUGGCUGAGCCACUCUUCCUGGGAGCGCCGGAAGGCAUGGGCCAAGCCAAGUGUGGCUGUAGAUGAAGAGGGGCCCCAUGCUGAAGAGGAGGCAUCCCGCACACCCCAAGAAGCUCCUGGACCCUCGUUCUUGGAGGAUGGUUUCUUGCAAGGGAGCUCAUCCAAUAAGAUUGAGAGCUGGCUGCAGGAAUGCAGCUCUUCACUGGACCCCUUCUCAGAGAGCAUCUCUGCUCCGUGUGCCUAUGCUGGAUCCUGCAGCAACAGAACCAGCUUUGAAGAUGACCUUAGCCUGGGAGCAGAAGCAAUGGUGCUACUGGACAAAGACAGAGCUGAGCCUAGGUCCCAAAAACAUACAUUCUGGCCUUCCCAACAUCUCAAUCUGGAUCACAGCAUGACUUCCAGUGCCAUCUCAGGCAGCACUAACAAGACCAGCUCCAGCAUAUCUGAGGUGCUGGACCUCUGUGAAGCUGAUGCCGAGACCAUCUUGUGCAACCUGGGCUUCAUACAAGAGGAGACACAGGCUGCAUCUUGGAUCCCAUCUCGGUUCUUCUCGGUUCCCUCCCAAGCUGAGGGCAUUGAUUUCCAGCUCUUCCUCAGAGCCCAGGUACAACGGUUAGAGAUGGAGGAUCCUUGCUUGAUGUUAGCAAGUCGGUUCAAGCAAGUCCAGACUCUGGCUGUCACGGCUGAUGCUUUCUUCUGCCUCUACUCUUAUGUGUCUAAGACUCCCAUCCAAAAGAUUUCCCCUGCCCACUGGUUCUGGGCUUUCCCAGACAUCCCAGAUUCUUGGGAUGUUCCUUCCCAGCCAGAGUCUCUGCCUCCUCUCAAGCGUUUGCAAAAAGCUGUUUCCACAAUGUGCUUGUACACUUCCGCCCGAGGAGGGCCUCAAGGACCUUCCGCUGUACAAUCUUCUAUGAGCCGUCUGGAACGGGUAGUGUGGGAAGUGAUGGAAAAGGCCCGCAGAGACAAGCUCCACUUUGAUGUGGAAGGCUUGAAGGAUGAGACUCACGCAGCACUCCCUGAAGUCCCCUUGCAUCAUGGCGGAAUGGGAAGUGACUCUUCAGAGUCUACCGUAGUGGAGACGACUCCUGUGAUUUCUUCCCACUACUGCCCUGAAGCUACAUCUCAUUCAAAGUUGGAACCAUGGCUUUCUCACUGCAUUGGUGAAGAAAGCAUAGAGGGGCCAGACCACCUUGGCCACCAAGAACUGUACUGUUAUGGACACCAUUCUCUAGAAGUGGUUUCAUCUCCAGAGGAAAGCAGUGAAGAAUCCCUUGGGGAGUGGUCAGCAGAAAGGGACUCACCCACCAGAGAGGAGAACUGUAGGGACAUCUUGACAGAGUUGAGGUAGCACAGUGGCUAAGAGUGUGAGCCGUAAGCCAGAAAGCUGGCAGAUCAAAUGCUGCUUUCAUUGUGAACUUAGCAGUGAGCUGCUACAUGUUAUCUGCUCCAGACCCACAAGUGCACUGUGGGUGCUAAAUUGUAGUGACUUGCCUUUAUUCUUGUAAAGCAGGGUUGGCUAACCCAUGGCCUGUAUCUAGCAUACCAGAAGAUUUUUGUGGCCCCAAAACCUUACUCCACUUUGGCAUUUUUAAAAAAUUAAAAGGCAGAUAACUUUAUAUAAAAGGCAAACUUUAAUUAAAAGGCAAAUAACUAGAGCAGAACCAAUGAAGCUGGCAAGGAGGAAACAUGGAGUGUAUUGGAUGCUUUGUGGCCUUAAAACAAUGACAAAGUACCUGUGGGAAAUUGUUCAGUGUUCCACAUAAAGUAUUGCUCACAUUGGGAAGCGCGCAAAUUGGU